This is a messenger RNA of Gasterosteus aculeatus aculeatus (three-spined stickleback), 3467 nucleotides long. The record is from RefSeq and is a predicted model, not a curated record. Lineage: Eukaryota; Metazoa; Chordata; Actinopteri; Perciformes; Gasterosteidae.
UCUCUCUCUUAAACACACGCACACACACACACACACUCUUGUGCUCUCGCUCAGGCUCCAGCACACGCAGACGGAGAGGGAGAGGGGGGACGAUCGGGAUGCACGCAUGUGAGGAUCUCCUGAACUGCCGGGGCAAGGCAGGACAUUUAAAGAGCGAAGAAGAGGAGGGGUAGAAAUAGAGGAAUACUGCAGUGACCGGCCAGCUUCUCUCUCUCUCUCUCUCUCUCCCUCUCGCUGCUUUCAUCACCCCCUUCUUCUUCAUCCCCUUCUCUGCCCCUUUGCCAAUUACACCAUGAACCUGCCUGCUGCUUGUUGCUGAGGGACGAGGCGUCGUUUUGCUCCUGAGGAACCUUCAGUGGCGAAGGCCGGAGGUCGGCGUAGGAAUUAAUUCCCCUCAGAGGGGGAGGGAGGGGAGACGGGGACGUGGUCGUGAACAUGGCGGAGGGGUCCAGGGACCAGGCAGGAGUGGGCGCCACUGAUUCAGAGGAGGACUCCCCCAAUAUGAUCGUCUACAGGAAGAUCGAAGGCAUCGUCACAAGAAUACAAGAUGAGAAGGCCGGAGGUGUGGCCAUCCGCACGGUCAAAAGCUUCCUCUCCAAGAUCCCCAGUGUGGUGUCAGGGGCGGACAUCGUUCAGUGGCUGAUGAAGAACCUCUCCAUCGAGGACCCAGCUGAGGCCAUCCACCUGGGGAGUCUCGUCGCCGCCCACGGCUACAUCUUCCCCAUCUCUGACCACGUCCUGACGCUUAAGGACGACGGGACCCUCUAUCGCUUUCAGUCUCCGUACUUCUGGCCUUCAAACUGUUGGGAGCCCGAGAACACCGACUACGCCAUUUACCUGUGCAAGCGCACCAUGCAGAAUAAGGCCAGGCUGGAGCUGGCUGACUAUGAGGCUGAGAACCUCGCCCGGCUGCAGAGGGCUUUUGCCCGUAAGUGGGAGUUUAUCUUCAUGCAAGCCGAGGCCCAAGUCAAGAUCGACAGGAAGAAGGACAAGGCAGAUAGAAAGAUCCUGGACAGCCAGGAGAGGGCCUUCUGGGACGUCCAUCGACCGGUGCCGGGCUGUGUCAACACCACGGAGAUGGACAUCCGCAAGUGCCGGAGAGAACGGAACCCCCACCGGGUGAAAAAGUCGGUCUACGGGGUCACAGACGACGGCCAGAGCCAGCCGAGCCCCGUCCACGUCAGCUCCCAGCCGGCGAGGAAGGCCACCAGAGAGGACGUUCAGAAGGAGAUCACCUUCUUGAACAUCCAGCUGGACAGACACUGCAUGAAGGUUUCCAAAGUGGCCGACAGUCUGAUGAGCUACACGGAGCAAUUCAUGGAGUACGACCCCUUCGUGUCGGCCCCCGAGCCCUCCAACCCCUGGGUCAGCGACGACGCUUCCUUCUGGGACUUGGAGGCCAGUCGAGACCCCAGCCAGCAGCGCGUGAAGAAGUGGGGCUUCUCUCUGGAGGAGGCGCUGAAGGAUCCGGCGGGACGAGACCAGUUCCUGAAGUUCCUCGAGUCCGAGUUCAGCUCAGAGAACCUGAGGUUCUGGUUAGCGGUGCAGGAUCUGAAGCGGCGCCCCCUGCAGGACGUGUCCGCCCGCGCGCAGGAGAUCUGGCAGGAGUUCCUGGCCGACGGCGCGCCGAGCUCCAUCAACCUGGACUCGCACAGCUUCGAGCGCACCAGCCAGAACCUCAGGGACCCCGGCAGAUACAGCUACGAGGACGCCCAGGAGCACAUAUUCAAGCUGAUGAAAAGUGACAGCUAUGCACGCUUCUUGCGAUCCAACGCCUACCAAGACCUCCUGUUAGCCAGAAAGAAGGGCAAGUCGCUGACGGGGAAGCGGCUCACGGGCCUGAUGCAGUCGUCCUGACGGAGCCACAGCCGGGACGCUGGUUGGAUCGGCGAGGGCCCUCUCGUUCUCCGCUGCCAGGAUCUGCUGCCGUACUGGUGGUGCGGAUCAACUGAGGGGAAGACACUGCUGACCCGGGGGGGGGGGGGGAGGAGCCUGAGUCGACCCACCGCGCAGAAUAAGCACAUUCGAGACGAGGGCCGCCCUCUUUCAUCCCCUCGUCAGCCAACUAGCUGUUAACGUUUAUAUCGUUUCUCAUUUUGUUUACGUGUUGACUGGAUAUUAAAAGCACAUACGUGGUGUAAUAUUCUUUGAUACAUUUAACAGCUGGUGGCCGCGGGAUUUGCAAAGAGUUGAGACUUGUUUUCCCAAACAGCCGGAGGCCAAGGAGGUCAAAAGGUCACCUCAACACAGACUCAAACCUACAGUGUUUCUCUGUACUCUCGAGGCAGCCUGCAAUACAGAACCUGAGAGGCCACCUUUUUUGGGGACAUAUAUCCUUUUUAUAACCUUUUACGUUUCUAUUAUAUCUGUUCAUUAUAAAGCACAUGAAAUGUCAUUUAAAUAGUUUUUGCAGUGAUCAGAAAUAUAACAUCUACAAUAGACUUUGAAGAUAUAACUCCAGUGGAAAUAACGUUCCAUGCUUCAUUACAUUCCGAAAUCUGGCAUAAGGGCUUAAUGUAGCAUUUGCACUGUUCAUGUGUCUUUGUCGAGGAUUCGUUGUUUGUACAACAGUGCUUCGUAACGACACUUAUGGAAGAGAUUUAAUCCAGUUAGUUAAACAAAACGUUCCCGCUUCAAGUUCCAAACAGGCUUUGGGUUUCAGGCUGCACAGGCAAAUAAACACGGAGAGUCUGUGUGAAUCACAUCGAUUUGAGCUUUCCUUUAGUCCACCAGUGCACACAUGCGCAACAGCAUCCACCUGCUAGUCGGGCUCACGCCAGUAGAGUCUCCAGUGCCAUGGGUCCAUCUAGUGGUGGUUACACCACAGGACCAGUAAAGACCAGUAUGAAACCGUGUGCAUUGACAGACUCCCAGUUGGUCUCCGAUCACGGAUGUAGUUUAAAACAUGGGAUCUUCAAUGUUUUGUUGCUUUUUUUUCUCUUUUUUUUUACUGCAUGAACAUCAUUUGUCUAGUCAGAACAAUGGAACCCGCCCACACCUGUGGGGCACCAUGUGUGCUGUGACAUGCUAAUAGUUGUCAUGCGGUGGGGGUGUGGGGGGGCAAAAUGGAGGAAGGAGGUUGGACUCUUCAAAGACAGCACACGGAGCGAGGAACCCCCCCCCCCCGUCCCCCCCCCCACGAGGCCAGUGGCUGCUGCAGUGACAGACGACACCGCUGAAUGAGUGCAUCACGUACUGUUUUCUAUUAGUGACUAUUUACCAAAUGUUAUUCUCGGCACAAACACAAUGAGCACCGACACUCGGUGCGUCGUAGAUUGACUUUAUUUCCUUAUCCAAAAGCACACUUUCUUGUAAUAUGGGCACAUUACUAUGCAUGUAACAUGUUCAGGGCAUUUUGUGCUUUCAGUUUCUCAGUCAGGAGGACGACUACUGACACUUCAACAACACUCGAGCACCUGCCAUCUAUUCAUGGGUACCAAAUAAUAAAAAGAAGCUCUGGACCUGUC